Molecule: messenger RNA, 2358 nt
Organism: Rhinocladiella mackenziei CBS 650.93
Lineage: Eukaryota; Fungi; Ascomycota; Eurotiomycetes; Chaetothyriales; Herpotrichiellaceae
Exons: 1
Coding region: 1-2358 (785 amino acids)
Biological process (GO): cellular response to oxidative stress
Cellular component (GO): cytoplasm
Source: RefSeq, a predicted model, not a curated record
AUGAGUUCGACCACCAUUUCACCGGACGAUCCUCUCGUCUCAGCAUUGCCGCCAGCUACAGACUACAUGACAUACUUGACCUUGCUGGAGUACCAACUGACCCCUCAAAAUCUCCCUACUCUGAACAGACUACUUAGUGAAGACGAGGGUAAACUGGCCGAAGAAAUUGGAUGGGAUCUCCUGAAGCUCCUUCUCCCGAUGAUGAGCGAUUGCCCCGAUGAGGCCAAUCAAUGUUUGGAAAUUGUUGCACGAAGAGGAAAUCCGCGAGAGGUGGUCGUCCGUGUAGCCGAAGAGCUGGAGAAGUUAGGUGACGAAGUCGAAGAUGACGAUGACGACUUCAGCCAAGGAGAUGGGGAGGAUGCACUCCCAACCUUUGCCGGCGAAGCGCCGCGUGUUCACCUAGGAAAUAUGACUCUCGAAGGUAUGCCGGAAGUCACCCAACCCUCUGGGAGCUCUCCUGUUCAGAAAGAUGAUGAUCUGGGUUCAAGCAAACGGUCACCUCCACUCAGGUCGUUGAAACUACGGGCAUUGUUGGAUAUGCUUGGCCUUCUUCAUCCAAGGAUCAAGACACAAUUUCCCAGCCGAUUUCUCGCGACUUCUUUACCCGCGGCAUUAGGUGCAUACCGACAAGUUUCCAUCUCGGCGGCAACUACGUCUUCCUUUCUGACCAUGUUGGAAAGGCUAGCAGGAAAGCAACGUCCUCCUCUUCCUCCCCGAAUAAGCAGUGGCCAGACUGUGACAUCCUCAUCUGGUCCAGCUCAAAAUGGAGCUACUUCGACCGCUCUCUUACCGGACCCCGAGGCGAAAGCGGAAGAGCAGGAAACAGGUGUCAAGGAACCCUCGGAAGAAGAAAAAGCGAUCAUCUUUCGACUUCUUGCCGCAGUCAUCCUGGAAGUGUUGGACGAAUACUUGUCAUCUCUCUCAUCGCGAGAACACCCGUGCAUGUCUUGGACAUCUCGUCUACGAGAGCAGCUCCAGCCUCAGAGAAUAUGGCCUGGGAGGCCAGCUGAAACUCAAUUGUGGGAAGAAACAGGAGAAUUGAAGGAACGGACCGCUCUCCUGGCGAGAUUUCAUAAGUUGAGCGAGGCGCUGCAUCUCGAUGCGGGAAUGGAGAUCAAGAAACUUCUCCACGACGAAGAUGAGCCCGAAGAGCCAGAAGAAGAAGAGGAAGAAGCGUCAGAGUACCCAACAUCGCCUUCUCAAAUUCCGUUCCCUCGAGCAGGAGUCAUCUUCCUUCAUGCCUACGAAGCCUAUCUUCAAAGGACCGACUACUCGCCACGGCUCUCCACUACCGAACUCACCAAACUGAUCGCGCAUUCAUUUCCCCUCUCGGCAACACCUUCUAUCCCCUCCCCAGCUCUACAAGACUCAUUGCUCAGCCUUCUGUACCGCCAUACACUCUCGAAUCAACCAACAGAAAGUCAACCCUCGCCGGCGAAAUUCCUUCUCCUUUUAAGCACUCUUACUCAGCUAUUCACCAUCACUCCUUGGACUCACCUCCGCGACUCCGCGCACCAUAUUUCCACCAAAUUGUUACAUGCAUAUCCGGAUACCGAGGUUCGACUGCGUGUGAUCUCACAGACGCUCGAUGGCAGCACACUGAGCACCAACUGGGCUGAGAUUGAAGAUGAACCGGACCCGGAGCCGGGAAUUGACGAAGAAACGGGCCUCGCACGAAGUACAUCUGCACUGCAGCCCCAUCCAAUCCCGCUUGCGCCGCCGCAGCAACUGGGGGCGUUGAAAGCGGUGGGCGUGGAUUGGUUGAAGGAUGAGUGUGCGGCCUGGAUUCGUGCAAAUGCCCCAGAUAAAGAAGCGAGGGCGCCGGGCGAAUCCCAAGGCCUCAAUCCAUCCAUUCUCACGCCGACGGUCCACUCAGAAGUUCAGCGCGAGGAUAACGGUAUCGAUACGUCUUCGCUACUGGAUCUGCUCUUUCCAAAAGAUCUGCCCACGUUGCUGCCGGGGACAGCCACGACACCAUCAGCAUCGAUUCCAGCCUCGCAUUCUGAUCCGGGUCUCGACGAGCCCGACACCAUGUCCUCCUUCCUCCUCGAUAUCCCUUAUUUCAUCUCCACCCUGAACCUGCUCUGCGUUGUUCUUCCCCACCUACCUCAUGGCUCUUCUUCCUCGUCCAUAGGUCUCACCACUCGCAUAUCCUCACACAUCAACUCCCUGACUUCAUCAUCAAAAUUUCUUCUCUCAAUACUUCAGCACACCACGUCAUCUUCGCCCAAGGAUCGAGACGUUGGGGACGACGGCGACGCAGUCUUGGCUGAGAGUCGCGCCGAUAUCUUUGCGCUGGAAGACGCAUGUAUGCGGGCCACGGCGGCGUUGGAGCGGAGAAAAGACACAACUUCAUAA